This is a messenger RNA of Orbilia oligospora ATCC 24927, 513 nucleotides long. RefSeq lists its product as uncharacterized. The record is from RefSeq and is a predicted model, not a curated record. The coding region runs from base 1 to 513 and encodes 170 amino acids. The transcript has a single exon. Lineage: Eukaryota; Fungi; Ascomycota; Orbiliomycetes; Orbiliales; Orbiliaceae.
AUGUGGGGGCGCACUAGACCUGGAUGGUGGGGUAGUGAUGAAAUUGAUAAUAACGGGGAUUUGCUGAUUAUCCUUAGCCAACAUCGCUGGUUUAGUUUGACAGGGCGCGUAAAUGGUCUCAAAAAGGUAACUUCAAUGCAGUGGCUGAAGGAGCAGAACGACAUACAGGGCCUAAUCACCGGCCUUACCACCGUUAUAGUAUAUUUAGCGGCUGCUCUGGUUACCAACAUCGAACAGUUUGGCAAAAUUCUCCUUUUAUGCCAACUAAUGGGUUCAGCCGGCCUUCUGGGUAUUACAAAUAAAACAUCUAGUGUGUUACGGAUGCAUGGAGGGCUAAAUGUUAAAUUCGAGGGAAGGAAGAGAUAUGAUAGGCGUCGCGACAUGGUGGAUGAAUUGAUCACCAGAGCAUGUCGAGAUGAUUGGGCUGUGAAGCUAGAUCGGAUUCCCCGGGAGGCAGCUAUCACAAGCGCGAGUAUUGUUUUUGAGACGUUGACAUGUACUACUACGCAAUGA